UUUAUCUUCCUUUUCCAACUCCCAAAUUAUAAUGUUAAAAUGGUACUGAGUUAUUAACCGGCGAAACAUAUUAAAAGGGCACACCACCUAGGUUUGCGCAUCAUUCUUCUAUUCUUUUCCUUCUGUUAAUUAAUACAUCCUUAUUAUAAGGUACUGUGAGAGAGAGGAUAUGAAUGUGACCAUGUUAAUGAAAAUUAAAUGUUGGUAAUGGUCUUCUUGGGAAACAACACUCUCUUUCCUUCUCUCUCUCCUUGCAUUCACCUUCCUUCACAAAACCAUCACACUUCAGAUCUCAACCUCUAGUUUCUCAUAUCUAUAUGCAAAAUGAAAAACAUGACAGACAUAAUAUCAUGUUUCAACGAAAACGCAGUGAGUGUGUCACACUCCUCAUGUUCUAGCUACUCAAACAACGCUUGCAUACCUCAUAGUGCAACAACACCACCUUCAACUCAAAACACAGUUUCUUCGGUCUACAAAACAACCCUCUCCAACCAAAAGCAGCUUCUCAUCACAGUCACGUGGUGCAAAACACACUCCUAUCAAGGCCUCACCAUAACCUUCGGAGACGACGGCCACGUGGCACCCUCUUUCAGACUCAACACCAGUUCAAGGUUCUUCCGCAAGAAGAAGGGAAGCAAGGUGGUGGAAUUGGGAGACUCGAAGGUUGAAGUCUUUUGGGACCUUACAAAGGCCAAGUACAACACUGGACCCGAACCUGUUGAAGGGUUUUACGUGGCAAUUCUUGUUGAUGCAGAACUAGGCCUUAUUCUGGGUCAAGAAAACAACAAGUUCAAAGAAAGAACACUUGUGAAUAAUGUGACACUUUUGUCACGGCGUGAGCAUUGUUCUGGUAACGCGGUUUACGCCACGAAGGCUCAGUUUUGUGACAGUGGCACUUGGCAUGACAUUUUGAUCAGAUGCAGUGGGGAGAGUGAGGGGCUGAAGGCUCCUGUUUUGUCUGUUUGCAUUGAUAAGAAGACGGUGAUUCGUGUGAAGAGGCUGCAGUGGAACUUUAGGGGGAAUCAAACCAUUUUUGUUGAUGGGUUGCUGGUGGAUUUGCUUUGGGAUGUUCAUAACUGGUUUUUCAAUCCUGAUUCUUCUGGCUAUGCUGUGUUCAUGUUCAGGACUAGGAGUGGCUUGGAUAGCAGAUUGUGGUUGGAGGAGAAGACGGUGCAGAAAGAUAAAGAUAGAGUUGAAUUCUCCUUGUUGAUCUAUGCUUGUAAGAGUUCAUAACUAAAUCUUCUUCGUCACAUCCUUUGCAUCAAACAAUCCUGUUCGAGGAGUAAUUAAGACUACUCAGAAAGAAGAUAAAGAUAAAGUUGACUUCUCCUGGUUGAUCUAUUCCUGUAAGAGUUCAUAAGGGAACUUAGUCAUCAGAUCCUCAAUCCUGCUAGAGCCAAGUAAGACUACUCUGAGAUGUGUCAUCUGACUAUUUAACACAGCUGUAUACUGGAACUCAAACUUGAAAUCCCUUCUUAAGAUAAGGGAACUUGUUCAUCUUAAUUUUCUUAACAUUUUUUUUUUGUGUGUAUUGUAUAUUUGAUUCUUGCUUUAACUCUUUGUUUUUUCUCUUUCCCCUUUCUUCUUGAAAGGAUACACACUAAUUGUUUUUUACCAUAGGAAAAUGAAUGAAAAAUAAAUUUUGAGUUGCAGAAAUUUGAGUGAUAUCAGAAUAGUUGGUUCACUGGUUGAGCAUGUGAUCUUAGUUUCUUUAUGUUUUUCCUCGGGACCUGAAUGGUACUGAUCUUUGACUGUUCGCUAGUACUGGAUUUCUACCAAUUACCAAACACUAGUGAAAAAAAAAACAGUACAGAUGAGUUAGAUUUAUUUAUUUUUAUUCUUUUCAAGAAAGAGAAUCAAGAAAAGAGUUUUGGGAUUAAGACAUGUAUAUCAGUGAAGAUUU
This is a messenger RNA of Cajanus cajan (pigeon pea), 1903 nucleotides long. RefSeq lists its product as uncharacterized. NCBI's taxonomy places the organism in Eukaryota, Viridiplantae, Streptophyta, Magnoliopsida, Fabales, Fabaceae. The record is from RefSeq and is a predicted model, not a curated record.